This is a messenger RNA of Brachypodium distachyon (stiff brome), 5080 nucleotides long. RefSeq lists its product as uncharacterized. Gene Ontology annotation, biological process: signal transduction; protein phosphorylation. The transcript is spliced from 22 exons. Gene Ontology annotation, molecular function: ATP binding; zinc ion binding; protein kinase activity. Bases 416 to 4708 code for a protein of 1430 amino acids. The record is from RefSeq and is a predicted model, not a curated record. Lineage: Eukaryota; Viridiplantae; Streptophyta; Magnoliopsida; Poales; Poaceae. Gene Ontology annotation, cellular component: nucleus.
GGCACGCACGCGGACGCGGGGCUGCCGCGCUCUUUCCUUCUCCUUCUCCUCCUCCUCCGCCUAUACAUACCCCCAGCCCCGCCUCCUCUCUGCUCUCCCAUUCCGCCAUUAACCCAAAACCAGUACGAAGCCCUUCUUCCUCUGAAUCUUGAACCCCCGAAUCCCAUGCCUGCAGUCGUGAGGGCGCGCGUGGUAGUGCACUGAGAUUGAGAUUCCAAUUAACGCGGCCGGACUCCAUGCGGCAUCGGCAGCAAGGGGAGGAGGACAAGGAGCUGUUCGUGCAGUGGAGGCCCUGCGACAAGAAGAGGUCCUAGUCGCCGCCGGAGCAAAGCACAGAUCCGUCCGGUGGUUGAUUUAGUUGAUUGAUUUGGUCCGGUGGUUGGUUGAUUUGGGCGAGCGGCCGGAGAGAGGGAAGAUGAGCGCUCACGGCGGCGGCGGCGGCGGCGGAGGGAGGACGCGGGUGGGGAGGUACGAGCUGGGGCGGACCCUCGGGGAGGGCACCUUCGCCAAGGUCAAGUUCGCCCGGAACGUCGAGACCGGCGAGAAUGUCGCCAUCAAGAUCCUCGACAAGGACAAGGUCCUCAGGCACAAGAUGAUCGCGCAGAUAAAGCGAGAGAUCUCCACCAUGAAGCUCAUCAGGCACCCCAACGUCAUCCGGAUGUACGAGGUGAUGGCCAGCAAGACAAAGAUAUACAUAGUGAUUGAGCUUGUCACCGGUGGCGAACUUUUCGACAAAAUCGCUUCACGCGGGAGGCUGAAAGAGGACGACGCAAGGAAAUAUUUCCAGCAGCUGAUCAACGCUGUCGAUUACUGCCAUAGCAGAGGUGUCUAUCACCGUGAUCUGAAGCCUGAAAAUCUUCUGCUUGAUGCUAAUGGCACCCUCAAGGUUUCCGAUUUUGGAUUGAGCGCGUUGUCUCAACAAGUUCGAGAGGAUGGGCUGCUGCACACUACUUGUGGAACUCCCAAUUAUGUUGCUCCCGAGGUUAUAAAUAACAAAGGCUAUGAUGGAGCCAAGGCUGAUCUGUGGUCAUGUGGAGUGAUUCUGUUUGUCCUCAUGGCGGGUUACCUUCCGUUUGAAGACUCAAACCUCAUGUCACUUUACAAGAAGAUAUACAAAGCGGACUUUACUUGCCCAUCUUGGUUCUCCACAAGCGCAAAAAAGCUCAUCAAGAAGAUACUGGAUCCUAAUCCUAACACUAGGAUAACUAUUGCUGAGGUUAUUAACAACGAGUGGUUCAAGAAAGGAUAUCAGCCUCCUAGGUUUGAGACAGCCGACGUUAAUUUGGAUGAUGUCAACUCUAUUUUUAAUGAAUCCGGGGACCCAGCACAGCUUGUGGUUGAGAGGCGUGAAGAAAGACCAGCGGUGAUGAAUGCUUUUGAGUUGAUUUCUACCUCGCAAGGCCUCAAUCUUGGCACCCUGUUUGAGAAGCAAACGGGUUCUGUUAAGCGAGAAACAAGGUUCGCGUCGAGACUUCCUGCAAAUGAGAUAUUGUCGAAAAUCGAAGCAGCAGCAGGACCCAUGGGCUUCAAUGUACAGAAGCGCAACUAUAAGCUGAAGUUGCAAGGAGAGAAUCCUGGAAGGAAAGGUCAGCUGGCAAUUGCGACAGAGGUGUUUGAAGUCACACCCUCACUCUACAUGGUCGAGCUCCGCAAGUCGAAUGGAGACACCCUUGAAUUCCACAAUUUCUAUCAUAGCAUCUCGAAUGGCCUGAAGGACGUCAUGUGGAAGCCGGAUAGCAGCAUAGCUGAAGCCGACGAGAUACGCACGAUAAACAUUCAGGGUCCGUCGGACUCAAGCUUCCACUCCGACGCGGUCGUACCCACCCACCCACCGGACAGACCCGAGCUUCGCCCGCAUCGAGAGACGAGCGCCAUGAGAGAGGAGGUCAGGAGCUCGUCGGCGGCGCCCGCCGACCCCCCGCCGCCGCCAUCCGCCUCGCCGCCCGCCACCCCAGUCGCCAGUUCUGCUGGUCCCUCAUCACCUCCCACGCAAACGAAUGUAGCUAGCAUAGAUUGGUUAGGCAGCGAGCAGGUAUCUAAAGUGGGGUCAUCAUUCCAUGCUGCUUCACAUGCUGCUCAGCCUUCUCUUAGUACCAAUGCUGUUGGUGCUGCGAUGGAUUUCUCACAACCAUCAUGCAGACCAUGGGAACGAGGAGACUUGCUUCAUCGAUUGGCUACAUUUAAGCCCUCAACAUGGGCUUCUAAGCCAAAGGCUGCUAGUUCACUGGCUUGUGCUCAAAGGGGCUGGGUGAACAUUGAUGUGGAUAAAAUUGAAUGCGACACGUGUGGCACACAUCUUAUAUUUACCGCAUUGACAUCCUGGUCCCCUGCUGAAGUUGCUAAUGCUGGAGAAGCCUUUGCCGAACAGCUUGAUGCAUCUCACCAGAAUGAUUGCCCCUGGAGAGGGAAUAGCUGUGCUGAUAGCCUAGUGCAGUUCCACUUCACUCCGUCUGCUCUUCUUGGUGGUUUUAAAGAUCGCUGUGAUGGGCUGUUGCAGUUUAUAUCUCUUCCUAUUAUUGCCUCAUCUGCGGUUGAGAGUAUGAAGCUCACCAGGAGUCAUCAGAUUGAACACGUCUUAUCCCAAUCAAUUGCUAUUUUGUGCGGGGAGCUGGGUUACAAAAUUGACGGCACAACAGGAAUUGAUAUCAAUCAUCAAGAUGAGAACUGCAGCUACUCUCAAGCACAGAAGCUUAUUAGCCUUUGUGGAUGGGAACCUAGGUGGCUUCCAAAUGUACAAGACUGGGAAGAAAAUUCAACCCACUCUGCAAAAAAUGCAGCUCCAGCUGAACCAGAUAAUCAGUUCCAUUCCCGCUUUCCUGAGCAUAAUCAAAAUUCUUACUCUACGUCUGUCAAGAAAGACAAGGGGAAAGGCAAACUGCGUGUAAAAGAUUCUGGAUGCAGCAUGAGAGCACCUUUGUUGGAUUGCAGCUUAUGUGGAGCUACAGUGAGAAUUUGGGACUUCAGAACCGUGCCACGUCCUUCUCAUCUUAGUCUCGGUAACAUUGAUGCACCUGAUGCAGGGACGAGACCUUUGUUGACACGCGGAAUUAGUGCUACAAGUGGGAUUAAUGGAUGGGUUGCUGAAGGCACAGAUAGAAAUAAUGUUGAAGGACGUGAUGAGACAUGUACUGAUGAGAGAAAAUCACUGUCAAAUGCUCAGGUUGACCUAAAUCUUACAAUGGCAGGAGGUUUGCCACCAACCCAUUCUGGGAUUCUCUCAAUGCCUGAACAUUUCAGUAAUGGAGGGAUGGGAAUAGAUCUGAUGAUCGGUCAGCCUACGGGAAGUGAGAUUGGUGGCUAUGCAGCCUCAUUUGAAUCUCGUGGUCCCAGUUCAAGGAAGCGUAAUUUGGAGGAGGGUGGGAGCACAGCUGAUAAGCCAAUAAAUAGGCUCCAGCCUGCUGACAGCAUAGAAGGAACCGUCAUUGACCGCGACGGUGAUGAAGUUGAUGAUGCUGCACAAAAUUCAGAUAUUAGAAGCAAAAGGCUUCGUGGAUUUAAUCUUUUUGAUGUCAAUCACCCAUCUUCUUCUGGAGCUGGUCCCAGCAGAAAUUUUAGUCUUGAUCUGGACAUAGAUGUCAAUAGAUUCGAUUCAUCUAAAGCUGAGGGUCCAUCUGCUCUUCGCAACUCAUCUGCAAGAGACUCCAUGAGGGCAUCCUCUGUUAUUGCAAUGAACAUCGUUCAUGGCGCGGAGGAAAAUUCAAUGGAGAGUGUUGAAUACCAUCCAUGUGAUGGUGAUGAUGUUCAGAAGCCUUCAAGUGCACUCAGGAGUGGUGGAAUGAGCGACACGUUGGAUCUCAAUUAUAGCAACCAAGCACAGGAAAGCAGUUUUGUACAGCCUGCUGCUGACAGUAAUGCAAGAGAUGUAGGAGGGAGUAGUAUGAAUGGAGAGGAGGAGGUCCUGAAUGCAGAAACAGCUCCUACUUUUGCUAGGGAUCAACUUAGCCUGGGAGUUAGUGGAGGGAGUGUUGGAAUGGGUGCUAGCCAUGAAGCCGAGAUUCAUGGAAUUGAGGUAUCUGAGCAUAAAACUGAGAGCGUCGUCGGAGAUGUUGAACCAUUUCCUGAGCUUACUGAGACCAUGGGGCAUACUGGUGAGUCAGUCCCUGGACCUGGAAUGAUGGGUGAGUUUGUCCCUGAAGAUGUUGGUCGGGAAGAGCCUCAGGGUGAUAGCCAAGAUAUGGCAUCUCGGUUAGUGGAUCGAGUUGACAGUGUUUCAACUAAAGCUGAUUCUGUUGAGAGUGGAGAGAAGAUGAGCCAUGCCAGAGGCCUUGAAAGUAACAUACAACAUUCUCUCUCUUGCAAUGCAAGAGUUUAUUCUGGCAUUGAUUUAUCUAAAGACGAAGUGACUCAGACCGGUAAAAUGGUGUCUAAGGACGACUAUGAACCAGGACCUGAUCUUGGGGCAACGAAUGGAGAAAAUGACUGUGAAACCGGUCUUCCAGAAUUUGAUCCAAUUAAUCAUCACAACAAUUAUUGCCCGUGGGUUAAUGGAAACGUUGCUGCCGCUUGCUGUAUCAGUACUGGUUCCAGCACAAUUAGUACAGCAUUUUCUGGCUGGCAGCUUACGGUGGAUGCUCUCGAGACUGUCCAGUCUCUUGGUCAAGACCAAAAUCAAACUGCGCAGUCUGAUUCUGCGGCGUCAUUAUGUAAGGACGAUAACAUCGCACCAAAGCGCAAGCUGCUGAAAAGGCCAAACCACAGCAAGUGCUAGUCGGAGCGCCUCCAAACUAGGUUCAGAGCUCGGCAUACCAGGAGAGCUCAAAAAGCGCGAGCAGGCGGGAGAAGAAGACGAAUAAAUUAAGCUUUUCGCUUUAGCCAUUGUUGUAGAUUCUAGACAGGGCUUUGCCCAGCGUCAUGUCCCUUUUCUAAAUUUUGUUUAUAUAUUUACUAUUUGGAGAGAUCUAAGAAUUCUGGAACCUACCCUAUAUGUCCUUGUCGUCGAAGACUUGUGCAAGUGAACGGCAUUUGGCCCAGCUAACUUCUUUCAUGUUGUUAUUCCCCCCUUAUUUCAGAGUUUUGAUACUGCCUGAUAGACCAUUUGAUGUGUACCAUACAUGAUAUCAGAAUCUGUUUUCGUGGGAAA